Messenger RNA from Solanum lycopersicum (tomato), 789 nucleotides. RefSeq names its product protein CRABS CLAW-like (gene CRCb). Gene Ontology annotation, biological process: floral meristem determinacy; multicellular organism development; leaf development. The record is from RefSeq and is a predicted model, not a curated record. Lineage: Eukaryota; Viridiplantae; Streptophyta; Magnoliopsida; Solanales; Solanaceae. Gene Ontology annotation, cellular component: nucleus.
UACAACACUAUAUAAACACAUAUAAGUCAUAAAAGAGUUACCACAAUCAAAUUUCUGUACAAUACCCCCCUACCCAAUAAAUAUAUUUUGUUCUUUAAAACCCCCAAAAAAACAUUUUUUUCUUUUCUCCAUCUGAAAAAAAAAACUCCAUGGAUUAUGUUCAAUCUUCUGAGCAUCUUUGCUACGUCCGUUGCAAUUUUUGUAACACUGUUUUAGCGGUUGGAAUUCCAUACAAGAGGCUAAUGGAUACUGUGACAGUGAAAUGUGGCCAUUGUAGCAAUCUUUCAUUUUUAACUACUAGACCUCCAAUUCAAGGUCAAUGCUUUGAUCAUCAACCCAAUAUUCAGGGCUAUUGUAGUGAAUUAAAAAAUAAGGGGCAAGCUUCAUCAUCUACCUCAUCAACUUCUAGUGAACCUUUAUCUCCAAAGGCACCUUUUGUUGUAAAACCUCCUGAGAAGAAACACAGGCUUCCAUCUGCCUACAAUCGAUUCAUGAAGGAAGAGAUACAACGUAUCAAAUCUGAAAAUCCAGAGAUACCACAUAGAGAAGCUUUCAGUGCAGCUGCUAAAAAUUGGGCUAGGUACCUUCCUAAUCCACCAAAUUCUGGAAAUACCAACAAUGUUUAGAUGUUGAAUUGAAGCAAAUAUUGGGACUAUAUUAUAAGUAUGUAAUAAUGACAUAGUUAAGUUUGUUGGACUUGUCCUAUAGUUUGUGUUUGGGUCUUACCUAAUUUGCUAUUUUUAAAAAAGUUUAUCCUAUGUUAUAUAAUAUUAUUAUUAUUAUUAUUAU